Messenger RNA from Geodia barretti, 1107 nucleotides. NCBI's taxonomy places the organism in Eukaryota, Metazoa, Porifera, Demospongiae, Tetractinellida, Geodiidae. The record is from the annotation of a GenBank genome assembly.
AUGACGAUGUUCUUCUACUCCGUAGUUCUAGUUCUGGGAGCUAGCCUCUUUGCACAGGCUAUUGCCAGGUUCCCGAUUCCCUCAGUGGACUGCCAGAGUCUUCCCCAGGCCAGCUACCCGUUCUGCGACCCAAAACUGACCCCCGAGACCAGAGCCACGGACCUGGUGUCCAGACUCACCGUGGACGAGCUGAUAUCCCAGACCUUUUACUUAGCUCCGGCCAUUUCCAGGCUGGGGAUCAAUGCCUACAACUGGAGGUCCAACUGCGCCCACGGAUGGACUUUGUCCGGGGGCCCGGACUGGCUCGGCUAUACCUGGACCGUCUUCCCUGCCCCCAUAGGGAUGGCCGCCACAUUUGACAAAGACCUUGUGCUCAAGGCUGGCCAGGUGACUUCCACAGAGGGGAGAGCCCUCCACAACGAGAUAAUGACGCACUACAAUGGAGCCAGUCAGGAAGCAACCGGCCUCAACUGUUACUCUCCAGUCGUCAACCUCCUCCGUGACUCGCGCUGGGGGCGAGCCCAGGAGACCUUUGGCGAAGACCCCUACCUACUCUCUCAGAUAGGUGUUGCCUAUACUAAGGGGCUACAGGAGGGAAGCGAUCCGACGUACGUAAAGAUUGCCGCAUCUCCCAAGCAUUUCUCGGUGCACAGCGGCCCGGAUAAUAUCCGAAACCGGUUCACCGCCAACACGACACUCCACGAUCUGUACGAUACGUACCUGGCGGCGUUCAAGUCGCAGGUUAUAGGAGGCAAGGCUAUGCAGAUCAUGCCGGCUCUUAGCGGAAUGAGAUGUGAGAAGGAGGAAGACGGGGCGCCGGAUGCAGCAAACCCCUUCCUGCUUCAGACUGUCCUUCGUGAGCAGUUUGGAGCCCCGAACAUAUCGGUGGUGUCAGACAACGAGGCAAUUGAGCAGGUGUACAGCGACCAUCACUUUGCCUCGUCAUACGAGCAGGCAGCUGCUCUGUGCAUGAAUGCCAGCACUGAUCUCGAUCUCGGUGACACUACGUACAUCAAGUACUUGCCCGUAGCCCUCAAAGACAAUCUCGUUCAUUUCUCUGGUUCCGUACCAGUGGAUCAAUGGCAGUCAGAUAAACACGCCCGAUAG